Anarrhichthys ocellatus (wolf-eel) is the source of this 1537-nucleotide messenger RNA. RefSeq names its product glucose-induced degradation protein 8-B homolog. The record is from RefSeq and is a predicted model, not a curated record. The transcript has 5 exons. The coding region runs from base 183 to 872 and encodes 229 amino acids. NCBI's taxonomy places the organism in Eukaryota, Metazoa, Chordata, Actinopteri, Perciformes, Anarhichadidae. Gene Ontology annotation, molecular function: protein binding.
AGGUUUAUUACAUUAGCUCGGUUAGUUAGCUAGCCGCUGAAAACCUUGACUGUGUACGCUGUAUUUUACACUUUUCUUCUUAAAAGCCCUGAGAGGACACUGCGCCUUUCUGUUGUAAUUGUUGUCUACUAACGGCUGUACGAAGAGGAUAAUCGCCGGAGCUCGUGUUUGCACGGAUCCCAAUGAUGAGUUAUGCUGAAAAGCCAGAAGACAUCACAAAAGAAGAGUGGAUGGACAAAUUGAACAAUGUUCACAUACAGAGGGCGGACAUGAAUCGGCUCAUUAUGAAUUACCUGGUGACAGAGGGUUUCAAAGAAGCUGCAGAGAAGUUUCGGAUGGAGUCUGGGAUCGAGCCGAGUGUGGACCUGGACUCUCUGGAUGAAAGGAUAAAGAUUAGGGAGAUGAUCCUGAAGGGACAGAUACAGGAAGCUAUUGCACUCAUCAACAGCCUACACCCGGAGCUGCUCGACACCAAUCGAUACUUGUAUUUUCAUCUGCAGCAGCAACAUUUGAUUGAGUUAAUCAGGCUAAGGGAGACUGAGUCAGCGCUGGAGUUUGCCCAGACACAGUUGGCGGAGCAGGGUGAGGAGAGCCGCGAGUGUUUGACAGAGAUGGAGAGAACAUUAGCCCUUCUGGCCUUCGACAACCCAGAAGAGUCGCCCUUUGGGGACCUGCUCAACAUGAUGCAGCGGCAAAAGGUGUGGAGUGAGGUGAACCAAGCUGUGCUAGACUAUGAAAACAGGGAGUCGACGCCCAAACUGGCUAAACUCCUGAAGUUACUGCUGUGGGCACAGAAUGAGUUGGACCAGAAGAAGGUGAAAUAUCCCAAAAUGACUGACCUUAGCUCGGGCACCAUCGAGGACCCCAAGUGAACAUAAGAGACAAGAACAAUCACCUUCCACGUCCCCUUAAUUUAUGAUCAGUCAGUGACUGUGUGACAACCAGGUAACAUAUAUGUAUAAACAAAUGCUACAUUGUUUUUUUUUUUGUUUCAUUCAUGAGAGAUAAAACUUAACUCUUUGUGCAAACUGUAAAUUGCUGUAUUUGCAAAUUGACGGAAAUUAUAUAAGUACUGUUCCUGGAUUUUUAGAUCUUGGGGACGUCAUAAUUAAAAUUGCUGUUUUAUAUUUUGUCUUUCUAAAGCCUAAGCCGGUAGUAUUAUUUAUUGUAACUAUUCCCUCCACCAAGACUACAUUUUGCCAGAUAGAGAGUGAGAGAGAUGAUGGUAUAAAUGUACAAGUUAAAUACGGUGGCAUGUGUGGAGCCAAAAUCUAGGCUUCCUAGAGCGGGAGGCGGGGUUAAACUUCACACGAUUGACGACACAAUGCAAGAGUCUAGAUAGUUUAAAAUCAGAAAUGAGUUCAAAAUUAACAUUUCGUACACAAAAUGUCAGUAUUUUUCAAUUUAAAUGGAAAGAUAUGCUAAUUAAUGUAAUAUAGUUUUAAUUAAUAUAAUAUUUUAUGAUUUCUUUUACAAUAUGUCUAUAGGAUGAACUGCCUUGCAAAGCGAUAAUGUCAUGCGUGUGUUGAGAGGGGUA